AUUAAUCGCAGACCACCCUUUUCAGCCCUACGUGAAGUUUAUCCAUUUUAGACUGAGUUGAUUUUUUCUACUGCCCCUUUCUUAUGCUUAUCCCGUAUCCGCGCUUAGGAAGCGCCGCCCGUUGUUGAUGAAGUUACCGAAGCAGUGAUCAUUUUGUUUCUGACAAGACUGCUGGUCGUCCUUGUUCAUUAUACACGCACUCUUUCUUCCCCUUGGGUAGCCCAUUAUUCUAACUCAACUUCAUAAAUCUAGUUUUUUGACAUGAUCAUAUUUAUAGAAUCUAAAGCCGCCUCGUAGAAUCGUCAAGAUGGCAGGAGAUUCGGCUAUGUAUGCCGAUGUGGUACCUUCUGGGCCGAGUAUUCGUAUUCCGUCAGGUAUAUCUAUGCCCGAUGUUGACGUGCCGCCAAGUGUAAUGCAAGGGUUCUCUGCUGCUACAACGAUUCCCAGCGAAGUCGUCCGUGCGGGCCAUGCUCGUAGUAGUCCUACAGGGGCGUUUCACGAGACAGUGAUGGGAUCUACUUUUGCACCGGCGUCCGGAUUAAGUGCUCAGUCUUCUUCCUCCCCGCCUCCAGUUCGGGAAAGAUCAGCGAGUGGACGACGCGCACCGCGCGCGCCGCUGGGCUACGGACAGCCGGCGCCACGGCCAUACGCGCUGCAGCCCGAUGUGCGGCAGCGGCACGAACUAGGCGGCGUGGCGUUCACCGUUCUCGCCAAAGACGAGAAGCGAAAGUCGCAGAUUGCUCGGGAGGCGAAAGAGGAGGAGGAAGCAAAUGCGACUGCGAACAAGCCAGAGAUAAACCGUGACGCAGAGUUCCACACGACCAACAAUCUUGGCGUGGACGAAAAAACGCAGUUGCCAGUCAAGUCGCGCAUCUGUGGGGCGUGUCAAAUGGCCAUCUUCGCGGAGGGCCCCGGCGCCACCGGCGCAGUGGCGGCGAGCAACGGGCAGUACUACCACCCGGCGUGCUUCGUGUGCCAGCUCUGCAAAGGGGAGAUCAAGGGCAACCACUGCGUGCCCAUUGGCGGGCACAUCUACCAUCCCGGAGCCUGCACGGAGAAGGUCUACGAACGUCUCUGUCGCGCGUGCGGCGGACUGAUCCUUCCGGGAGAGGAGAUCCGGGAGGGGCACGCGCCGGAUGUUUUUCACGCGCGUUGCUUCAAGUGCGCUUGCUGUACCGUUCCCUUUUCGAGUGAGGUGCCUUACGAAACUGGCGCCGACUUCAAAGUGUGGCACCCGAAGCUAGAAAAGUUCGAGGACUUGCAGGGGCCGCACGGCUACAUGUGCGUCCGCUGUGAGGAGCGCGAUCACACGUUCUUCAUGAAAUUCCUGCGCCCCGGACGCGUGGACGAGGAGGACGAGCUGCGCACCGAGUUUGGGGAGCGCGAGCAGCCGCGCGUGUGCGACCUGACCAAGAAGCUUCCACCGUUGGAGGAAGGCGCACAUGCGGACGCAACGCACCGGCGUAAGCCACUGCUGCAUGUGAACAAGCAGUUCGACAUUCGCGUCGACCCAGCGGCCGUGACUUGCUUGCACUGCAACGAUUCCUUGGAAAGCUUGCAGGACAGCGAGCCUGCGCAGUUCGCACGUGACCACCGCAACAUUUUGCGGCACGGAGACGAGUGUGAGAAGAUCCUUCACCACGCCUGGGUCUGCCUGCGGUGCCAGGAGGUGAUGGAGAAAGAUGCCCAAGAGCAAGCGGAAGCUGCAGCGCAGGAGCGCCGCGAGAAGCGUCGCGCCGAGAUGGAUGAGAAGGAUCGCUUGCGGCUUGAGGUGGAGGCCGCUUUAGCCGCCGAGCACGCGGCGCGUGAGGCGGAGGCGGCCGAGCACACACGCGAUGAGGAGCAACAGCGGCUCGAGGCGGAGGCCAAGCUAGCGGUGGAACUACGUAAACUCAAAGGUGUUGCAGAGGAGAAGGAGCACGAGAUGGAGGACCACGCGCAUGAACUAGAAGCUGCUUUGGAGGAUGCACGGAGACGGCGAGAAGCGGAUGCGGCUGCAGCCGCUGCGGCGCUGGAGGCGGAGCGCGCGCAGCAUAAGGCAGAGGCUGCGGCAGCCGCGGCAGAGCUCGCUGCUGAGCGCGAAAGACUGGAGGAGGAGGCGGAAGAGCGCAUGCAUGAGAUGGAGGAAGCCCUCGCGGAGGAGCGCCACAGGAUGGCGGACGAGGCAGCGGCCGCUAUCCGUGAGGCGGAGGAGGAGAGGCUCCACGAGGAAGAAGACAGGCUACGUGCUCAGGAGGAAAAAGUGCUCGCCGAAGAGGAAGAAGCGGCGCGCGUCGAAGCGGAGGAAGCAGCGCUGCAGACAGCUAGACAGAGCGUUGCAGACCGGCAGGAAAACGCGCGUCUCGCGGAAAUCCUCGAUGAUUUGGCGCAGAAGUUGGAGGAGAUGCAGAGCAGAGCUGCUGCACGCGAACAAGAGUGGAUAGAUCGGCAUACGGAGCGGGAAGACAAGCUACUCGCUGCCUUGGACCGCGCGCCGCACGUACUCCAGGCCUACGUGCUCGCGAAGCAAGAUACGCACAUGCACUACGAGAAGCAGGAAGCAGCGAUGCAAGAUACACUUACAGAGGACAUGCGGGCGAUUUUUGCGACGAAACUUUCCGGUGACGAUCACACGUCACCGAUGCGAUGCGAAGUAGAGGCGACACAAGCGAGGAUCGCUGCAGUGGAGCAGAUUGGAUUGCUGCAGGAGUCCUGUCGUAGGGCCAAGGACGAUCUCCUGGAGAAGUACGAAAAGCAGGCGCCCCCGGUCGGGCCGCCCUUCGAGCUCCCUUUCGAAGACCCCCGUGUGCAGGACGCGCGAAUUCCUCCGGAAUACUUGAUCAACGCGGGAGAUUACGUCGAGCUUGCAGUCGCGAAAAAGAGUUACAAGUACGGAACGCUCUUCCCUGUGGGGAGCAAGGCAGUGGUGCGCAAGGUCUUGUACAAUGUCCCCAUCAGGGAGGAACCUGGCGACGCAGAGCGAGGAGAGUUAGAGGCCAAUCGAAGUUUGUCGCCGCUCGGUCGCCGUGCUACCAAAGGCGAGCGGGCGCGAGCCCAGCAGGUGGAUCAGAUCCGUCUAGAGCGUGAGGGGCGACAAAAGGAAUUGAUGCUGAGUCAGAAAAAGAUCCAGGAAGAGAUGGCCGAACGCAGAAGUAGUUCUCGUCCCUCAGCCUCCGGGGUGAACAACACCAGCAGGUCACCGACGAGCCGAAGCACCACCAAAAAGCACAUGGUGAAGAUUCCAUUCGAGGGCAAGGCCGCGAGCAAAGACUAUACCGGAACCGUUCGCGGAGAGGCUGAGGUGUCCCUCGAGGAAGUACUGGAAGAAGCGUUCGGGAUUGACGAACCAAUCACGGACGUGUACUACAAAGGGUCGAAGCCGAAUGCCAAGAAGAAAAGUACUAACGUGCAGCGGGCGUAUCUGCUGUCCUUCCUUCCGCCAGGUUUGGAUCCUCGGAACCCAGACUCUUUCAACCCGUUUCGUGCGGGGUCGCCGGAUCAGUACAAGGGCCACGGCAUUUUCCGGGACAUGGAUUGGUACUGCGGAGAUGGCCUUUACCUCGACGGCGGCAAGAUGAACAAGACUUACCUCACGAAGCACAUGUGGGUCAGGAAGUGCGACUUGAAGCUGUACAUGUCGGCACGGGAGCUAGCGCAGGCAGGCGCGGGCAGCGUGCAUCCUCUGUUUGUGCCACGUUCUGGUGGCGCGGCGACCGCUUCCCCGUUCGCCGGAGCGACGAGCAUGCCCGCCAGUAGCGAAGGACAAACACAGGACCAGAUGCUGGCUGCUGCGCUGCAGCGCUACGCCGAUGUGGUGCAGGGCGGCUCCGGAUUCGGGCUGAAGCAGUUGCUGGCCAAGCUAGGAGCCAGCGCGGGUGGGGAUGGCGCAAUAGCAGGAGGCGAGACCAUCGACGGACCCAAUGCAAAUGACUUGAUGAAAUACCUGAUCCAGCCGUGGGAUAUCGAUGAAAAGUUCCUGGUUGGCGCAGGAGGCUCGCCAAUUCCGGGACGAGCAUCACAACAAGCCACGAAAAGUCUUCAGCGCACGAGCGAGCCGCACAAUCCGUCGAUAAAGCGUACAACAAUUCUGUCAGACGCCGACGUUGUGGAAUUUGCUGAUUUUUCUCCAUCCGGCAAUGCAAGGAGGUCGACCACCGGCUCUCAGGAAGCGGCCGCGUCACUGGCCGCCGCGGUUGUCAUAGACAAUUUCCGUCGGACAACCAAGCAAAAUGUCCCGCUCACGCUCGUGCGGAAGCUAACGCAAGGUCUCAAGGAGAAUCCAGAGACGGUGGGCGAGAUCUUAAAGAGCGUUGGCAUGACCACCGCUGCAUCUGCAGCAACGGGAACCGGAAAGGAGCAGGAGUCCGCAGCGGUGCGUGGCACAGGACUGCGGCCGUCCAGUCUUGUCAGUCUUAGCCACCCCCUUAUCGUGAAGGAUAGAGUCUCAGGCACAAGCAACACUGACGCACCACCCGCAGACGAAGAUGGGUACUUCUACCUACGCAUAUUGAUUAUGGUUUCUCUUUAACAGAAACAAUGUGAUGCUCGUCUGCAGGUGCACCUAGUAUAGCGCUGAUGAUGUGCAGAGAUGACUGUGAGUGCUGAUCAUGCUUCUGCAAGAACUAGAAGAAAUUGAAAAUCUCUUUGGGUUCAAAUGAACUGCAACCACAUUCACUUUACUCAAGUAGAAUACAUUUACAUCAUAUAUUCAGGUCGACCGACGUGAGAGCAUCGCUGGCAGCUACCCUGAAAGAGGAGCGUGAAAUCGCACGAUCGCGGAUGCUGACGCAGCAAGGCAUAGACGUCGAGGCAGUUGGGAGUGUUGUUUCAGAAAUUGCUGGCGUCGUCACGAAGCGGAAGGAAAUGACGGUAUUCUUUAUCCUGGUGUUGAUGCACCUCGUUGUUCUUCUCAUUACAACUUGAUCAUGAUACCCAGCUCUAUUCUUGAGAAAGGCGCCGCUUAUCUUCGCCACACUAGAUGUUGGUGACAGAGCAGUCGUGCUGGAGCAAUCUGAAAGAUGUCGAUUAUUUCAAUUCCCGAAUAAUUGAAAUUGAAUACAUCAUCGAUCAAUUUCAAUUUUUUAUCGUGUUUCUGAUCUCAACUGUCCACUUACGACCAGGUAACUGAAGCACAGGAGAUGAUGCAAAAGAUUUCGUUGAGAAAAUUGGCAUCGGUGUCGGAUAAUUUGAGCCAGGUUCCUUUCGCUGAUGCGCCCGAGAUUCACCGGGUUUUCACCUCUUUGAGACCUGUCAAUAAGGAUCUUGCGAGAAUGAAGAAGAUCGCGGACGAUUCCGCUGCGGGUAGCAAGGUGUCUACCGUAAAUGCGAAGCUUUCUACCGUGAACAGCAAACGCUCCACAGCAUCAGCAAGCAAGCAAUCUGUCGGGUCCCCAGCGAGUCUACAGUCAUCGGAGGUGAGCAAGAGGCCGACCAUGGCUGAGACACUCGAGGCCGUUAAGAAAGUGUCCACCGCACUGACGGCUCUGGAUGCGAACGCAGUAGUAGAUACCGAGAGUAUCGUAGAAGCACUGGCGGUCAGUUUGGACCAGACCGUGCGUGCGUCGGGGCGCAAGUCUGCAGACGCCGUAGCAGUUGAAGCUGCCAGAGGAAGUACAAAAUCUCAGAAUCGGGGGGCGUCAACGGCGUCGGCACACUCACCGUCCGUCGUAGCAAGAGCUUCUGGCGCUCGUCUGGGAUCCGCUGCUGGCAGCCGGGCAGGGUCCGGAGUGGUCGAGCGCCCGCCAAGCCACAGGUCGCAGGCCCGAAGCCGCGUAGGCUCUGGAGUGGUUGAGCGCCCGCCAAGUCAGAGAUCGCAUCACUCCGAAGUUGCAUCUCCAAGUCGCAGUGUCGUGAAGGGAAGUGUAGUCGUGCCUGACGAGGGUCGUAGAUCAUCAUCUCCGAAGACAUCUGUUGGCCAUGCAAGUGUAGUAAAGACGAGUGCUGUUGUUCGGCCUUCCGAUGCUGCGAAUCGGCAGUCAUCCGCGUCGAGGGAAGCGACCAAAUCGCAGCAUUCUCCCAGCCGCUCCUCCGGUCAGGCGGGAUCAGUUCGAGCGCCUUCAGGAGCGUCUCCUGUGGAAGAUGUAGCGCGUGCGCCAAGUACACGACCAGCUGGUCCAUCAACGGCGUCUGCCAAGACGCGAUCACCUUCGAAAGGCAAAGCAUCCAUAGUUGAACGCGCGUCCGGCGGCAGCAAAGGGCCGGUGCGCGGCACUAGCACGGCCAGUGCAGGAGGAGCAGUUCCAGAAACCAGAGCUCCGAGCACAACGGCAGCUCGCGCUGCGUCCUCCGUGAAAAAAUCAGUUUCGAUCGAGGUGGCACGAGCAUCGGGUACCGCACCAGAGGCAGUGGGGGCUCCCGUGGAGGAGCCAUCACUCGUAGCACCACCUACUGCAGCAAACACUGGUGGAGGAAGUACUUGGGGAGGCUACUUUAAAGGUCCAAUGAUCGCAGGCAAGGGUUACCCUGAUACUAGUGGCGCAACCCCAGCAGAAGCCCCAGUUCCUGUAGCGCCGGCGCCAGUAGCGGCACAUGUCGCCGCGCCAGUUCCGGCAACGCCCCCACCUGCACCUGCACCAGUCGCGGCAACACCGCCACCUGCUGCAUCCGCUGGCACGCCUCAAUGUGGUCUGUGGCCAGGUUAUUUUAAGGGACCGAUGGUUGCGGGUAAAGGGUACCCAGACACUAGCGGUGCCGUCGCACCUGUUGCGGCAGCACCUGUCGCAGCAGCACCCGUCGCACCAGUGGCUGCACCAGUUGCGCAGACUCCUCCGCCUGCACCUGCACCCGUUUCUGCGCCAGCGCCGGUCGCUGCCGCGCCUCCUGCAGCCUAUGCGGCUGCACCUCAAGGCGGAGUGUGGCCAGGCUACUUCAAGGGCCCCAUGGUCGCAGGUAAGGGAUAUCCUGACACAAGCGGCGCCGCCGCACCAGUCGCAGCAGCACCAGUUGCGGCAGCACCAGUUGCGGCAGCACCCGUUGCGGCAUCACAAGAAGGAGGCGUCUCGUUUUGGCCCACAUAUUUCAAAGGCCCCGCCGUUGCAGGAAAAGGAUAUCCGGGUGUCCGCGCAUCAGCUGCACAGGCUAGCAGAGGUGGAAGUGGACUAGGUGAGCGCAUGUCUGGAAUGUCAUCCGCCGGAGAAAGAAUGUCAGGGAUGUCUGCUGGUGACCGCAUGUCCGGGAUGUCUGCUGGCGGUGAAAGGAUGUUAGGGUCGGCUACGCGCGCCGAACCGAUGUCAGCCAUGUCCUUCGCAGCAAAGCAAUCCGUUUCUUCGCAUUCUGCGGGAGGUGGAUGGUCCGCUACUUCGGAAAGCGGGGACGGAGGGUCGGAGUCGACCACACCAAAAGACGCACAGCAGCCACAACGGAGGGGUGCAGAAGGAGAAGUGGCUAAUAUCCGUUAUUCUAAAGGUAGUCACGCGGUUACCGUGGACCUCAUGGCAAUGAGGGGUAGCGCAGCAGAGGCUACACAAAAACACAGCAACAAGGGCGCAACCUCCGUUCCGCCGUCCUCUCCGCCGGACACAAGGAGAAAAUCCGUGGCGGAAAAAAUGCGGGAGCAUAUUAAAAAAGGAUACUCAGAUGGUAUAGAAGGGGCAAUUCAAUACACGGCGUGGGAAACGGAACAAGCGCAAGGAAAGACACCCAUAGUGGAUGCUAUUUUCUGGGAUGGCGAGCAACGCGAAGUGCUCACACCUGCAGGGUACUUGAUAUGAUACUUUUUAUUAUCAUGAUUAUUCGACAUUAUGCAAUGUCCUCGUGAAUAAUACUUCUUAAUAGUUAAUAGAGUGAAUAGAGAGCACAAGUGUAGUCAAAUCCUUCGUGAUAUUCUGUUUCCUUCAUGCUUAGGAGCGUGCCGAAACAUACUUAAUUGUUUUUGUCGUUUGAGGUUUGAUGUUGAUCAAUUUGAAGUAUGCUUUCGUUUUAAUGAUACUACAAGUACAACAGUAUCGAUGUCUUAACAUCAGGGUUUACGACUACGCCGCAAGCAAGCUUUGGUUCAAGCUGAGCGUGAUGGAGGAUAUGACAGCUUGGUUGAACUACGGCUACUUUGACCGACACGACGAGAAAAUCUAUUACGAGGGUGACUGUCAGUUAUCCAUGCUGUUUACAGAUUCGGCUGUUGAGUUCACUUUCGAAAACAUCGACGGUUGCGCAGACUACUGGGCAAGACGGCAAGGCCAGACCUUUAUGGUGGCGCGAGACCCGGCCACCGGGAAGCUGAGUGUCAACAAAACCCGCAUGAUACAACUGCUGUGUUACCCAGGUCAGGAAGGCGCGUAAUGUAAGCACUUAAGUACUCAAUGAACGACGGUCGCCUCGUUGACAUUUCUUGCCUACUAGAAUUCAAAUAGAAAACGAAUACUUUUAAUGUACUUCCAGAAGCAGAAUGCUCAUAUUCUUCGUGGGAUUUGCGCAACAUCAAUCAUAGUUUAGAACUUCAUAGAAAAUUAUGUAGGUUCGGAAAGAAAUUUAGAUUAUGCGGGACUUUAAACAGAAUUGGGACGCUACUGGAGAAUAGAUACAUGGAAUACAGAAACGAUAUUUUACACGGGAAACACAAAAGGAGAAGCUGUGCUUUACAUUCAUUGGAUUAAGAUUAUAAAAGAAAUGUUUUUAGUUAGUACUACUUGCACAUGAGAUGGGAUUUAGCAUAUGGCCACUCCUGUAUUUUCCUGAUUUUAACGUUUACUAAAUUGCAAAAUGUCGAAAGCAUUUUCUGCUCGUAGAUUCUAGACAAAUAAUUGAGAUGAUUCCAUUCGCACUAAAUACUUCUGUACAGCAUGAGCAUUGGCACGAAUAAACUGCACUCAUAGUCGAUGGGAUAAAUGAAUAACGCCCACCGCUACAUCAACGUCAAAGUCAAAGAUCUGAGUUCUUCUUUGUACAAAUUCAUCAAGGAAAGUCGCAGAAAGAGCAGG
Messenger RNA from Amoebophrya sp. A25, 8894 nucleotides. The record is from the annotation of a GenBank genome assembly. NCBI's taxonomy places the organism in Eukaryota, Dinophyceae, Syndiniales, Amoebophryaceae.